This is a messenger RNA of Strongyloides ratti, 1080 nucleotides long. RefSeq names its product NAD-dependent protein deacetylase sirtuin-2. The coding region runs from base 1 to 1080 and encodes 359 amino acids. The record is from RefSeq and is a predicted model, not a curated record. The transcript is spliced from 2 exons. Gene Ontology annotation, molecular function: NAD+ binding. NCBI's taxonomy places the organism in Eukaryota, Metazoa, Nematoda, Chromadorea, Rhabditida, Strongyloididae.
AUGGAUUAUUAUAAAAAAAAUCCAUUUCCAUUACAUGAAUAUGCCAAUUCAUUUAAAUAUUGGACUUAUGAAGCAUCAAAUUCAUUAAAAUUUAUUAAAUCAUUAAGUGAUAAUGGAAAACUUUUACGUUGUUAUUCAGAAAAUAUAGAUGGAAUGGAAUAUUUAGCUCGUAUACCUAUCCAUCAAUUUUGUGCUGUUAAUGGUAGUAUUGCAUGUUUUAUUUGUAAAAUAUGCAAAAAACAUUUUCCAUGGAAUAGUGCUCCAAUUGCUAAUUUUGGAUAUGGUUUGAAUUUAAAAUAUUGUGAAUGGUGUAUGGCUGUUGUUGUACCAUGUAUUUCAUUUCAAAAAGAUAUUAAAUCAAUUACAACAAAAUAUCAUACAUUAGAAAAUGAUGCAUUACAAGCUGAUUUAGUUUUAAUUCUUGGAACAUCAUUAGAUGUUAGUCCAUUUAAUCUUUUACCAAAAUUAUUUCCUUUAAUACCAAAGAUUAUGAUAACAAAAUCAUUUAAUGUUAAUACAUCAUUUAUUCCUGAUUUUACAUGUCUUGGUGAUCCUGAUGAUAUUGUUAGAAUUAUUGAUGGUAUUAAUUCUAUACCAAAAACAAUUGAAGAGAAAGUUAUUGCUAGACGUAUAAUGAAAAAAUCUAAAUCUAAAACAUCUACACUAUUAUAUUCUGAUCAAAAACUUAAUUUUAUUUAUGAAAAAAAUUUAAUGAGAAAUCCUGCUAAAACAAUAGCUUUAAAAUUAUGUUAUAAUAUUGGAUUAUAUAUGAAACCUAAUGAGAAAAUUUAUAUUCAUAAUCGUUUUUGUCUUUUUAAUAGUGGUGAAGCUUAUUAUUUAAAAAAUCAUUUAUUUCCCAACAAAUUUAUUAUCUCACCUAUGCAAUUACGUUCCAUUAUUCCUGAUAAAAUUUAUCGUGAAGUUAUUAGAGAAAGUUUUACAUUUCCAAAUAUUGUAAAUCUUUUAAAUUCUAAUCAAUCAAAAACUUAUGAAACAAUAGUUGAAAAUAUGAAUCAAUUAAUGACAAUAAUUAGAAAUGUUUUGGAAUAUGUAAAAGAUAUUAAAUUAACACAACGGUGA